AUGUCGUCCAGAGCAGCAUCUUGGGACAUCCACCAACAAAAGACACUUGGUUAUGGAGUUAAGAUUGGUGAUCUCUACUACUUGGACCUCAAAUGCAACAUUCCUUCUUCUCGGACUUGCACCUCUGUUCGUGACUCCUCCCUUUCCUCUCAAGGGGAGAUUGUCUAUGGAGGAGAAGUCUCAAUUCAUAUUCCAGUAACUUCUGCAGCUUCUUCUCUCGGCCCAAGGCUCCAAGAAACAGAACCAGAACAUGAAACACAAGCAGCAUCACCAAUCUUAACACCUAUGACUGAAUCAGCUUCUUCGGAUGUCCCAAAUACUACAAUUCCCAGGGACAAUGAGUCUCUCUGGAGGGCUUACAAAUUGCUGGCAGAACUGGAAAUCUUUGGAAAUAUACCAAACUGGAUACCGCAAAGUGCAACGGCUCUCCAAUUAAGGUCCAAUCAAUUCAGUGGUACUAUUCCACCACAGAUAUGUCAAAGGCCUUCCCUCAUUAUUUUGGAUUUUGCAGAUAACAAAAUCUCAGGGCAUAUACCCAACUGCCUGGAUAAUAUCACAGCCUUAAUUUCCAACAAUGCUUCUCAGAGUAAGCUUGCUUUUUACUUUGAUUUUCAAAGUAUAUAUUUCUACUUUGGAGACAGUCUUGAGUUGGUUACAAAAGGUCAAGGAUCAGAAUAUGCAAAAAACCUCCACUUUAUGACCUUAAUUGAUCUUUCAAAUAAUGAUCUGUAUGGAACAAUACCUCCACAAAUGUUUAGCCUCAUUGGAUUACACUCCUUGAACUUGUCCCACAAUAAGUUAAUGGGAAGCAUGCCAAAUGAGAUUGGCAACAUGUACAACUUGGAGUCCCUUGAUUUUUCAACAAACCAACUUUGGGGUGAAAUUCCUCAGGGAAUGUCCAAUUUAUCUUUUCUCAGUUACUUGAACCUGUCAUUCAACAAUCUCACAGGCAAAAUACCAUCAGGAACACAACUUCAGGGGUUUAGUGCACUCAGCUAUAUUGGCAAUCCUAAUCUUUGUGGAUCUCCGCUUACUAAAAACUGCUCAUCGGACACUAAAUAUAGAGAAACAAAUCCUAUGGAUGAACAUCAGGGUGAAUCUGAAUUUUUAUCAUGGUUCUAUAUUGGCAUAGAAUCUGGAUUUGUCACUGGCUUUUUGGGAGUUUGUGUUCCCAUUUUCUUGAAUAGGAAAUGGAGACACGCUUACUUCAACUUUCUUUAUGACACGAGAGACCGGCUUUAUGUCAUGAUGGCCAUCAAGAUGAACUCCUUCCGUUGA
Messenger RNA from Gastrolobium bilobum, 1278 nucleotides. RefSeq names its product receptor-like protein EIX2. Gene Ontology annotation, molecular function: protein binding. Lineage: Eukaryota; Viridiplantae; Streptophyta; Magnoliopsida; Fabales; Fabaceae. The transcript is spliced from 5 exons. The record is from RefSeq and is a predicted model, not a curated record. The coding region runs from base 1 to 1278 and encodes 425 amino acids.